Messenger RNA from Cylicocyclus nassatus, 252 nucleotides. Lineage: Eukaryota; Metazoa; Nematoda; Chromadorea; Rhabditida; Strongylidae. The record is from the annotation of a GenBank genome assembly.
AUGUUGUUUCGGAGUAAAACAGAAGGUGUCGUUUGUAGAGAACAAGGCGAACAAGGUUCCUUCCUGACAGGCAGUUCUAACAAGCUGAGACCCUUGAAAAAAUUUUAUUGGCCUUCGCAAUAUGCUGAUAAAGCGCGCUCCCAGCGAAUUACCGUACCACAUUACAAAAAUUCAAUUGCGCAAGGCAGACUCUUGCAUUAUAGUACAGUGCUAAACUUUAAGCAAGGAACAAUCGCGAACUCAUAUCAGUGA